Messenger RNA from Naumovozyma dairenensis CBS 421, 804 nucleotides. It is a transcript of the gene RSM26, whose product is annotated as mitochondrial 37S ribosomal protein mS42. NCBI's taxonomy places the organism in Eukaryota, Fungi, Ascomycota, Saccharomycetes, Saccharomycetales, Saccharomycetaceae. The transcript has a single exon. The record is from RefSeq and is a predicted model, not a curated record. Gene Ontology annotation, molecular function: metal ion binding; superoxide dismutase activity. Bases 1 to 804 code for a protein of 267 amino acids. Gene Ontology annotation, biological process: superoxide metabolic process.
AUGUUGAGGAUGUCUAGGUCCAUAAUAACGAGGAGAUCGAUUCAUACGAUUCCGAAACUUAACAAUAUCACGCAAUUACAAACUGUAGGUAUCCCUCAGAUACUAAGUGCAAAGGGAUUCAAUAUAAUAUGGACUCAAACACAAGAUUACUUGUGUAAAAAAUUGACUAUGAAUACUAUGGGAACGGAGAUGGAAUCUAAUUAUCCGUUUCAUAUUGUUUUGAAGACAAGUAAGGAUCCUAUGAUGUCUCAUGUUUUUAAUUAUGCAUCUGGUGUACAUAAUAAUCAUUUAUUUAUUGAGAAUAUCCUCCCUUCUGCUACGGGGAAGGACAACGUACCGUCGAAGAUGUUUUUAAAUCGUGUCAAGGAAUAUUUUGACGGUAAGACCUGGGAAGAAUUGAAAGAGUUGAUGAUCCAAGAGGCAAUGACGAGAUGUUUGGGGCAAGGUUGGUUAUUCCUUGUCGAGAGAGCGAAUAAGAGGUUAGAUUUGAUGGUUUUACAAAAUAAUGGGACACCAUAUUAUUUUGGUAAGAACCAACAAUUAGAUUUAAAUAGUGCAAUUAAUUUGGAUGAAUUUAAUCAAUUGCAUGACAUGAAAAGAAGACUGAAGAAGGGGAAAGGUUCCCCUGUCGUUGAAGGCCAAGAACAUGAUAAUAAUAAGGAUUGGACUGUGCCAAUUAUAUGUGUUAAUUUAUGGGAUCAUGCAUAUUUGAAUGAUUAUGGUUUUCUAGGUAAGAAGGAUUACAUCAAGAAUGUUUUAGAUAAUUUAAAUUGGGCAGUGAUCAAUAAUCGAUUAUACUCGUGA